AUGGCGCACAGCAGUGAUCACCAGGCCGCCCCGCCUGAGCCUGGCAAGGCGGGCGGGGCGUGCAGGAAACGCAAGGCGGCCCAAGUGACGGUGCUGCCGCCCUUCGUGUUGCACGCGCAGCUUCAGAGCCGGCAGCUGAUGAGCCGUUGGAAGCUGAGGCCGGCGGAGGGCAGCAACGGGCUGCUGUCGGGCCGUGCUGCCGCCACCGCGCCGGCGGCGGCAGCCAGCGACAGGCCUGCCGCCAAGCUGGGGGGCAAGCCGGCCGGGCGUAAGGGCGUGCCGCACACCUACGUGCCCGUUCGCACGCUCCCCCUCAUCUUUGCCCAGCGAAGACAGCACCUGCAGCAGCAAAAGGCCAAGGCGCAGCACCGGGGCCCAUAUGAGCAGCGCGACGGCGAGGGCCUGCUGGCCUUGCCUGAGGAUGUGCUGCUCAAGGUGGUGUGCUUCCUGACGCACGACGAGCUGAAGCCGCUGUUCCAAGUGUGCAAGGCGCUGCGCACCACGCUGCGCAAUGCCGUGGCCUAUCACUUCAACUACAACACCCCCAGCCGGCCGGUGGAGGAGCACGUGCCGCCGGUGCUGGGCGAGCGCCAGCGCCGCCCCGCGCGCACCAACGUGCAGCAAGUCAUGAGCCGGCUGGCACGCGGCGUGCGGGGAGUGUCGGGGCGCAGCAGCGGCACCACUGCCUCCAGCCGCAGCACCGCGCCGCGAGCCCUGGACUUUGCCGACCUCCCCGCUUCCGGCAGCGGCGUCCCUGCUGCGGUGCCAGUGGCGCUGGGCUUCGGGGCGGGACCGUGA
This is a messenger RNA of Chlorella variabilis, 798 nucleotides long. RefSeq lists its product as hypothetical. Bases 1 to 798 code for a protein of 265 amino acids. The record is from RefSeq and is a predicted model, not a curated record. NCBI's taxonomy places the organism in Eukaryota, Viridiplantae, Chlorophyta, Trebouxiophyceae, Chlorellales, Chlorellaceae. The transcript has 5 exons. Gene Ontology annotation, molecular function: protein binding.